Merops nubicus (carmine bee-eater) is the source of this 1865-nucleotide messenger RNA. It is a transcript of the gene OLFML2B, whose product is annotated as olfactomedin-like 2B. The annotation marks the transcript as partial. The transcript is spliced from 8 exons. Lineage: Eukaryota; Metazoa; Chordata; Aves; Coraciiformes; Meropidae. The record is from RefSeq and is a predicted model, not a curated record. Gene Ontology annotation, biological process: signal transduction.
CUGCUAGGUGACUAUGACAAGGUGAAGGCGGUGUCCGAAGGCUCCGACUGUCGGUGCAAGUGCCUGGUCAGACCCCUGGGCCGUGGCGCCUGCCAAAGGAUUAAUGAAGGCACCUUCAAAGCCGAGGAUUUUUACACGGUGGAAACCAUCACGUCAGGACCCAGCUGCAAGUGUGCGUGUGUGGCCCCCCCUUCGGCACUCAAUCCCUGUGAGGGGGACUUCAGGCUGAAGAAGCUUCGGGAGGCAGAGAGUAGCGACCUGAAGCUGUCCUCCAUUGUUGAGAUGCUGGAAAGUGCCUUUUAUGGCUUGGACCUUCUGAAGCUGCACUCAGUCACAACUAAGCUGGUGGGUCGUGUGGAAAAGCUCGAGGAGGGCAUGUCCAGGAACUUCACCCAGGAAGGCCACCGGGCAGGAGCCAGCAUGGAGGAGGGUGUGCAGGAUCCUCACCGCAGGGGCAAGGAGAACUGCUCCAGUCUCCUCACCAACAGCCUGGCCGACCUCGAGAGCUCGCUGCAGCGGGACGCCGAGGCUGCCUACAUGCACGGCAAAUAUGAAGAAAGGUUCCUCAAAGAUGAAACCAUCUCCCAGCAGAUCAACUCCGUUGAGUCCCUCCCGGAGCUGCACCUCUCUCUGGAGGAUGAGAAGCACAAGCAGCUUUUGGAGAGGCAGCUGCAUGUGAGGAGCCGACCUCCUUCCAAACCCACCAUCAUCCGAGGAGUCACCUACUACAAAGCCCAGUCCACUGAGUCAGAGAACGACAUCGAGGAGCAGCCAGACGAGCUGUUCAGCGGGGACAACACAGUGGACCUGCUGAUUGAGGACCAGCUCCUGAGGCCCAGCAGCAGGCAGGCCCUGGAGGAGGAGGACAUCAGGAACAUCAUUGGGCGCUGCAAGGACACACUGUCCACCAUCUCAGGGCCCACCACCCAGAACACCUAUGGGCGCAACGAAGGGGCCUGGAUGAAGGACCCCCUGGCCCGGGAGGAGCGGAUAUACGUGACCAACUACUAUUACGGGAACACACUCGUGGAGUUCAGGAACCUUGACAACUUCAAGCAAGGUCGCUGGAGCAACUCCUACAAGCUCCCGUACAGCUGGAUUGGGACGGGGCAUGUUGUCUACAAUGGCUCCUUUUACUACAACCGAGCCUUCACACGCAACAUCAUCAAAUAUGACCUGAAGCAGCGGUACGUGGCGGCCUGGGCCAUGCUGCACGACGUGGCCUACGAGGAGUCCACCCCGUGGCGGUGGCGAGGCCACUCGGACAUAGACUUUGCUGUGGAUGAGAACGGCCUGUGGGUCAUCUACCCGGCCAUCAGCUAUGAGGGCUUCAACCAGGAGGUGAUUGUGCUGAGCAAGCUGAAUGCGGCCGACCUCAGCACUCAAAAAGAGACCACGUGGCGGACGGGGCUACGGAAGAACUUCUAUGGGAACUGCUUUGUCAUCUGUGGGGUCUUGUACGCGGUCGACAGCUACAACAAGAGGAAUGCCAACAUCUCCUACGCCUUUGACACGCACACCAACACGCAGAUCAUCCCCCGGCUGCUCUUUGAGAACGAGUACGCCUACACCACGCAGAUAGACUAUAACCCCAAGGACCGCCUGCUCUAUGCCUGGGACAAUGGGCACCAAGUCACCUACCAUGUCAUCUUUGCCUACUGAGACACCCCCCCCGCCACAGUGGGGCACUGCGAGCCAGGGGCCACCAGCACCUUUUAUUAUUAUUUUUAUUGUUAUUAUUGUUAUUUUGUACAAAUCAGAGAGUAAAUGAUGGGUUUUGUUCCAAGCUGGUUUUUUAUGGUGGAUUGUAGAUCGAUCCCCAGGCCAGAACCACCCCCUUCAUCUUUGCUGUAACCUUGCUUCUG